ACCUGGGGCCUGGAGAGGUGAAAUGGUGAGUUAUCCAAGGCAAACAGCUAAUUAAGUAGCAGAGCUGGGAUUAGAACUCAGGUUUCCUGCAUCCCAAAUUUCUGAUCAGGGUUGUUAAAAUGAGUCUGCGGAAGCAAACACCCAGUGACUUCCUGAAGCAAAUCAUCGGACGACCAGUUGUGGUAAAAUUAAAUUCUGGAGUGGAUUACCGAGGGGUCCUGGCGUGCCUGGAUGGCUACAUGAAUAUAGCCUUGGAGCAGACAGAGGAGUAUGUAAAUGGACAGCUGAAGAAUAAGUACGGGGAUGCAUUUAUCCGAGGAAACAAUGUGUUGUACAUAAGUACACAGAAGAGGAGGAUGUGAAGAUACCAAGAGUACCAUGCGUUUCAUACUUGGAUGUUUUUUAUUAAGUUUUUUAGUUCUUCUGUCAUAUAAUUUGUCCUAUUUUGUUAUAGUCGUUGAUUUUUCGCUGACACGUGAGGAGUGAGAUAAAUGUAUAAAAUUGUGGAUUUAAUUGUAAAGAGUUCUUCCAUAUUUAAGCUGUAGUCGUUUUCUGUUACCUGUAUGUCAGUGAGCAGAAAGCAAAAAGAAUUUGUAGAAAAGAGAAAAUCUUUUUUUCCCUACAUGAUUUGUAACUGAAGUUUCAAACAAUGCCGUUUGAUUUGACUGCUUUACUUGCCAAACUGAAAUGAUGGACGUGAGAAUGAUUAAAACACUGUGGAUAUA
This is a messenger RNA of Hippopotamus amphibius kiboko, 725 nucleotides long. RefSeq names its product U6 snRNA-associated Sm-like protein LSm6. The transcript has a single exon. Gene Ontology annotation, cellular component: U6 snRNP; sno(s)RNA-containing ribonucleoprotein complex; P-body. Gene Ontology annotation, molecular function: RNA binding. The record is from RefSeq and is a predicted model, not a curated record. Gene Ontology annotation, biological process: maturation of SSU-rRNA; mRNA splicing, via spliceosome. Lineage: Eukaryota; Metazoa; Chordata; Mammalia; Artiodactyla; Hippopotamidae. Bases 120 to 362 code for a protein of 80 amino acids.